Molecule: messenger RNA, 3767 nt
Organism: Salvelinus fontinalis (brook trout)
Lineage: Eukaryota; Metazoa; Chordata; Actinopteri; Salmoniformes; Salmonidae
Product: zinc finger protein 250-like
Exons: 2
Coding region: 2191-3324 (377 amino acids)
Biological process (GO): regulation of transcription by RNA polymerase II
Molecular function (GO): RNA polymerase II cis-regulatory region sequence-specific DNA binding; DNA-binding transcription factor activity, RNA polymerase II-specific
Source: RefSeq, a predicted model, not a curated record
AGUUUAAGGAAGUUGUACUCCAGUCUAGUAGGUGGUGGUAAUGCAACCUUUUUGGGAUGCCAACCGCUUAUAAACCUCAUCGAAAAAUAUCCGUGACCUGGAAGUACUUCCUUAUUCCUACCUGCUUCAUAGCGGGCGUCAUACUUGGAGGCUGCUGCUGCGUGUUUUUUUUCUAUCAAAACAUGAACCUUAGUUCAAUUAGUUAACCUGUAUUCAUACGAAGAUUAUUUCGUUUACAAUGUACAUUUUAUCAAUAUUACUUUAAAAAGUUGUAAGCCAAAGGUUGGACACGUUGUUUUCCUGGCGACUGUGUUAUAUUGUGCUAACUAACGCGUUAACGUUAGCUGGCUAGCCCAUUCCCCAUACAAACUUGUCUGUUGUUUUGGACACCUAGUCGGCGGAUAAGGGUCAACAAAGAGAGGUAUCUAUUGUUUGAAUUUUUUUUUGUGUAAACUUGAGUGUCAUACACAAAGUGUAUCCUACUCACUGACUGGGUUUCCACCACUAGAGUGUGUUGUCACGAUACCAGAAUUUCUUUCGAUUCCAGGUUUAGUAACUCGAUACCAUGGCACUUGAUCCAGACGGAUAACUCUGCUAACGUUACUGCUCUGUUUUAUCGUUGGAUAUCUUUUUGAGUUCAAUAUCAUUACAUUUUAAAUUUGAUGUCAACAUUUUUCAGAGACAGCCAUGUAUGCAUCAAUUAAUAAAUUGUACAAUCAUAAUUAAUUUGACUGUUUUUACCAAUGUAACUACAUAACGGUAAUCAUGUAUUUGAAUGGUAAAUCUCUAUUGGUAAACAUGGUAAAUCAAGAUGGCCUAGGGCCUAUUCACAAUACAGGUGAAAGCAUAUUCAAUGAGUAAGUGCAUACAUUGAGUUAUUGUGCUUGUUUUCACUAUUCAAAUCCAAUUGUAUUUGUCACAUGUGCCGAAUACAACAGGUGUAGACCUUACAGUGAAAUGCUUACUUACAAGCCCUUAACCAAUAAUGCAGUUUUAAGAAAAUACUUUUACAAUUAUUUAAUGUGGCUACAGAUGACAAUCUGUUUCCCUCCCAUUUGUGACUUAUUUUAUUGUACUGAUAAACAUUUACAAUCUCUUAUUUUAUCAAAACCAUUAAUGAAGUCAUUCAUGACGAGACAUAUAGGUAAUCUGUAAAUUGUAAUUACUUCGCCACUAUGGCCUAUUUAUUGCUUACCUCCCUAAUCUUACCUCAUUUGCACACACUGUAUAUAGAGUUUUUUUUCUAUUGUUAUUGACUGUACGUUUGUUUAUUCCAUGUGUAACUCUGUUUGUGUCGCACUGCUUUGCUUUAUCUUGGCCAGGUCGCAGUUGUAAAUGAGAACUUGUUCUCAACUGGCCUACCUGGUUAAAUAAAGGUGAAAUUAAAUAAAAAAUAUGCCCAUAUAGUCAGUUGAGGAAGACGUUACAGAUGGUGGGAAAGUAUCUUUGGAUGUGAUGCAGAGACGAUUAAGUGGAUUAAUAAAGUUUUUGGUGACACCGCUUUGAAUUCAGCAUAUUUUGCAUAAUGAUUUGCAUUAUAUCACAAAGUACUAGGGUUGUGAAUUGUUUGAUGUUAGCUUCAGCUGUAAGCUAGCAAUGAAAGUUAACCUACAAUUACAACUGGUAACUACCGGUAUUUUCUUGCAUUGUAGAAGGUUUCUAGCCUGUAUGGACAUUGUUUUGUGAACAGUUUCUACAUGCCGUGUUGCAUUAUUCAAGUGUGGUAACUUCUGUGCAACAUGAGUGGGGAGCUAGCAAUGAGUAAAUGGAGCAGGUAAGAGGCAUGAACGGUGCGUUCACUGCAGAAGGGGACAUCGGCUGCGCUGAUAGACUUCAUCCUCUCAAUCAUUAUACGACGUGAGACACAUUUGACAGAAGUACAGAAAGCAACAAAUUCUAGUACCGAACCAUUUUUCAUGUUCUAGUAUCGAAGUUUCAGUAUACCGUGCAACACUACACUACAGAGGUACAACCAAAGAGGGUGACCAACCAAUGAGCAUUCUCAUUGGUUGAGCUUUCUGUUCAAAUUGAAUAAGCUGUUCAAUAUGUCAUUCAAUAACAGUCAAUCCCUCCUAUCAAUAUCUAGUGGCAGGUGAAUUGACACUGCACUGUUUGCUUAUCAUCAAAUGAAAGUAAUGCAAUAGUUUUUGGUCCAGACCAGCAGACUCCUCUGUUUAUGUUCCUUUCAGGAUGUCCAAAAUUGAGCGUCUGAAUGCCCGUGUGGCGAAGCUGCUGACGGUGGCAGUGCAUGAAGUUCUGGAGGUGGUGAAAGAGACUGUGUCAGAGUACCAAGAGAAAACAGCCAGAACUCAGAGAGAGAAUGAGAGUCUGAGGAGAAGACUGCAGGAAAUGCAGGACAAGAUGAAGAGAGAGAACACAGCUGCUAAACUUGCAACAUUUCCUGCAACUGGUGGCCAUGGAAGAGCGGCCAUCGAGAAACUGUCAGAGCAGGGUUGGAGCCCUAGUCUAGGGCAGGACAGCCCAGAGCCCACACAGGUAGAUGAGAAACCAGCGCUCACCUUCGAACAGACUGUGAGACUAAGGCAGGAGGAGGAGGAGUACAAUGCACUGGAGCUGGAUCAAACAGCACACUAUGAGACAGAGUGUAACUUUACCUUAACCUUACCCGGGCAUCACGAGGGGGUGGCACAGCAAUCAGAUGAAGCCAUUUUGGUCCACGUGCCUCAGGGUGUGAAAAAUGACUCGCACUCAGACUUUGAUAGCACUUCACAGGGAAACACCCAGCUUGGCAUCAAUCUGACUGUUAUCAAGACGGAACCCGAGCCCACCGAGUGCUCAGCACCCGAACCGUUGACUAUCCCGGAGACCUUUGAUUGUGUCGAUUUAAGCUGCAAUUCCACACGCUACGACCCAACAACGAAUGCUCACAAGUCUCAUGUGAGCACUGGACCAUAUAACGAACUCGUAUUCGUCCACUCGAGUCACAACAGCGUCGGGAGGAGGUUUGGGUUUGGGAAAAACAGCAGGGACGGGAGGAAACACCAUAGGCAACACUUCAGGAGGGAUGAGCCGCACAGCUGCUUUGUGUGCGGCAAGACGUUCAGCCGGGUGGGGAACCUGCGUAUCCACCAGCGCUGUCACACGGGCGAGAAACCCUACUGCUGCCUUCAGUGCGGUCGGUGUUUCAGUCAGGCCGGGGACCUCAAAAAGCACAAAAGGGUCCACACAGGGGAGAAGCCAUACUAUUGCGGCCAGUGCGGCAAGAGCUUCAGCCGUGGGGAGAACCUAAAGAGGCAUCAGAAGAUCCACAUCGGAGAGACCUUACACCUGCAGCAGGCAUGGAGAGAUCAACAGUCGAACUAGGCGUUCAAAGCAAUCUUUUGAGAAAAAACUAUAUAAAUGCACAUACAGUGCAUAUGAAUGACUAUAUGAAUGCACAUGCAGUGCGUGGUACUGAAAUUAACAUAAGAUCUGCAGUGCUGAAAAAGUAAAGUGAUUGGGUCAUACUCGUGGGUGGAUUGGCUGGUUUAUUCAAGUUAUCGAUUUAGUCAAUGGGUAACAUGUAUUUUGACCAUUAGUGGAUGGCAUACCUUUGAUCCACUGGAGUGUUCAUUAUUCAAUAGGCAAACCUCUUAUCACUGGCUUUUGAAUAAGAGAGUACGGUGUGAGCAACAAAAUAAUGUUUUGUACACUGAAACAUUUAUCUCCUCUGUACACAUACAGGAAAGGCUUGGAUGUUGUGUGACAAAUAUCUAGCAUUACAACAUUGUGUUCAUGAUGAUUAAAGAGAGAAGUGAGCAAACUGA